Messenger RNA from Jaculus jaculus (lesser Egyptian jerboa), 2622 nucleotides. It is a transcript of the gene B3gnt2, whose product is annotated as UDP-GlcNAc:betaGal beta-1,3-N-acetylglucosaminyltransferase 2. The transcript has 2 exons. Gene Ontology annotation, molecular function: hexosyltransferase activity. Gene Ontology annotation, cellular component: membrane. The record is from RefSeq and is a predicted model, not a curated record. Lineage: Eukaryota; Metazoa; Chordata; Mammalia; Rodentia; Dipodidae. Bases 134 to 1327 code for a protein of 397 amino acids.
AUCUUGCCAUUUUCCAGCUCCACUGACUCAGAAUCCGUUCGUGUUGAGACCGCACCCACGUGGCUGCGCGCAUGCCGCCGGCCGUGUGCACGGACUUCUCCCGGCCGCAGCUGACUGUCCCGGGAUAUGAGAAAUGAGUGUUGGGCGUCGAAGAAUAAAGUUGUUGGGUAUCCUGAUGAUGGCAAAUGUUUUCAUAUAUUUGAUUAUAGAAGUCUCCAAAAGCAGUAGCCAAGACAAAAAUGGAAAAGGAGAAGUAAUCAUACCCAAAGAAAAGUUCUGGAAGAUAUCUAGCCCUCCCCGGGCAUACUGGAACAGAGAACAAGAAAAACUGAACAAGCGGUACAAUCCCAUUUUGAACAUGCUGGCCAACCAGACGGGGGAUGCGUACGGGUCUUCAAACAUAAGCCAUCUGAACUAUUGUGAACCUGACCUGAGGGUCACAUCAGUCGUGACAGAUUUUAAUAAUCUGCCAGACCGAUUUAAAGACUUCCUCCUGUAUCUGAGAUGCCGAAAUUAUUCGCUGCUCAUAGACCAACCGAAGAAAUGUGCAAAGAAACCCUUCUUAUUGCUGGCAAUUAAGUCCCUCACUCCACAUUUCGCCCGGCGGCAGGCGAUUCGGGAAUCCUGGGGCAGAGAAACAAACGUGGGCAAUCAGACGGUGGUGCGGGUGUUCUUGCUGGGCCAGACGCCCCCGGAGGACAACCACCCCGACCUCUCGGACAUGCUGAGAUUCGAGAGCGAGAAGCACCAGGACAUUCUCAUGUGGGACCACCGAGACACGUUCUUCAACCUGUCUCUCAAGGAGGUGCUUUUUCUCAGGUGGGUGAGCACCUCCUGCCCAGACGCCGAGUUCGUUUUCAAGGGCGACGAUGACGUCUUUGUGAACACCCAUCACAUCCUGAAUUACUUGAAUAGCUUAUCCAAGAACAAAGCCAAAGAUCUGUUUAUAGGUGAUGUGAUCCACAAUGCUGGGCCUCAUCGGGAUAAGAAACUGAAGUACUACAUCCCAGAGGUCUUCUACUCUGGGGUCUACCCACCUUACGCGGGGGGCGGCGGGUUCCUCUACUCCGGCCAGCUGGCCCUCCGGCUGUACAGUGUAACUGACCGCGUCCACCUCUACCCCAUUGAUGACGUUUAUACGGGCAUGUGCCUUCAGAAGCUGGGCCUCGUUCCAGAAAAGCACAAAGGCUUCAGGACAUUUGAUAUCGAGGAGAAAAACAAGAAUAAUAUUUGUUCCUAUGUAGAUCUCAUGUUAGUACAUAGCAGAAAACCUCAAGAAAUGAUUGAUAUUUGGUCUCGGUUGCAAAGUGCUCAUUUAAAAUGCUAAAAUACAUACAAGCUAAAACUUUUCCAUAGAAAGGCAUAUCUCGACAACUUCCAUGUUGUGCUUGCAUAUUAGGCUAAUUUCUGUGGGAGCCCAUCAGAAUUGCCUUCAUAACUAGCAUCCACGUGAGGGCCUCUAAGCCCUUCACUUCCGUCAGAGACCUUCAUGAUGAGGGAAAGCAGAAGAUAGUUCACAGAGAAUGUGGCAGGGUCAUUCCUACUGGCUACUGUCAGUAUUUUUAAUUUUUCUCCCUUCUUAUCCAAAGUCACAGGUCUCUAGAAUUUGAGCAUUGUUAUUUUGCUUUUUCCCUUCUAUAUAUACUAUUCCUGUUUCCAUUAGAAUGACUGAUUUAUCUAUAUUCAGGAGAUGAUAAACUUAUUGGUUGUCAAGAUUUUGUUAUACAUGACUUUGGUGGCUUUGUGAGAUGAAAGUACAUGUAUUGUCAUGAAAUUUGGGUAAAUUUUAAAAAUUAUCUAGAAAAUAGACGAAUGUCAAAUUUUCCUGUCACCCAACAGUAUCCUCUAACAUUAAUGUAACUAGUUACAAAAUGAGAAUCACUGUACAACGCACGCAUUCAGUUUAUCCUGUGGUCUUAUAUGGUCAUGACAGGGACAGAGGUUUCAGUUUUUUGUUUUUAAUUUUUUUGUAUUUGGUUUGCUGAUGGUAUGAUAGUUACCUAAUUUUAGUGUCUUUUUUUUUUUUUUAAUAAAAUCAUGAGUAUGAUCCCCUAAUAGCCAACUGAAGAUUGAAUAGGACCUGACAGCCACAUGGUUUUGUGAGUUUUCAGUACGGGCCAGGUAAACAUUUGUGACUUAGGAACUUCAGGUGAAACGAUUGAGUUUCUUAAGUGGUUUGUCAGUUUAAAACUCUAGGGCUCUGUUCUUGCCACGUUUUCACAUAUUGCUUAGAUAUAAUCAUCUGAAUAGUGACUGCUUUCUUCCCCGUCUCUGUGUAGAAGUGCCCGUGUUUUUAUUUAUUGUUAAGAUCAAAGACCAAAACAUUUUCUUAAAUAUAUUUUGUGUAAUAUUUUAUUUGUAUACAGUGUUGUCGAUGACAUAUUUAACUAGAGCAUGAUAUUUUAAAUGUUAAGCUGUAAUAUAACAUAAAGUAAAGCUAUUAUUUUUGAAUUUUAAAUUUGCUUUUUGAGGGGUAUGAACGACUUAAGCUGAUAAAAUUCUGCCAAACUAUUGUUUGUAUCUACUAUCUUGUAACAUGCUUUCUUAAAAUAUUUUUUUGUGUUUUUAGAGAUGCAACAGUGGGUACUUAAAAGAGUGGAAAUAAAGUGAAAGUAUUUUUAA